Molecule: messenger RNA, 333 nt
Organism: Apodemus sylvaticus (European woodmouse)
Lineage: Eukaryota; Metazoa; Chordata; Mammalia; Rodentia; Muridae
Product: zinc finger protein 431-like
Exons: 2
Biological process (GO): negative regulation of transcription by RNA polymerase II
Molecular function (GO): DNA-binding transcription repressor activity, RNA polymerase II-specific
Source: RefSeq, a predicted model, not a curated record
GCUUUGCUGGAUCCUUCUCAAAAGAAGCUCUACAAAGAUGUCAUGCUGGAGACCUACAGGAACCUCAAAGUUAUAGGCUUUAAUUGGGAAGGCCUAAAUAUUGAAGAACGUUGUCUAAGAUCUAGAGGACACAGAAGGCAUGAAAGAAGCCAGAGUACAGCAAAACCCUCUGAAUAUACUAAAUGUGGUAAAGCCUUUAUUUUACAUGCUCACAGUCAUAAAAGAACACAAACUGGACAGAAACAUUAUGAAUGUAAUCAAUAUGGCAAAGCUUUUGCAAAUCACAGUCAUCUUAAAAGGCAUGAAAGAAUUCAUACUGGAGAGAAACCCUAU